CGACUCGUCGGGAGAAGUCAUAUUUUACCUCCGCCAAUUUAACUCCAAGAAUCAAACCGCUCUUUCUUCUUUGACAAAAAAAAAAGAAAAAACCGUUAUUUCUUGGCUUCUCGGGUUCGGAUCCUCACUAGCCGAAAAUCCGAUCCUCUUUUUCAGCUCUCUAAAAAUUCGAUUUUGAUCCAAACCAAGCCGAAUUUUUUUUUUCUCUAGGGUUUCUGAAUUGAGAAAAUCAAUCAAUCCAAGACGGAUCGUAAAACAUGUCGGCACUCUUCAAUUUCCAUUCAUUCUUAACGGUAGUGGUAUUGGGAAUCUGCACCUGCACUUACUUGAAGAUGCAAUUCCCAGCAAUCCUUGAACAAAGAACUGGGUUUCGUGGUUUCUUUUGGAAGGCAGCCAGAAUAGGUGAAAGAUUAAGUCCCUGGGUGGCUGUUGGAUGCUUCACAAUGGGUGUUUCAAUAAUAUUUUUCUGAGUGACGAGCGCCAUCCAGUUGUUCUGAAGUGGGAUCCAUUUUUUCCAUGUAGACAAAUGUUUUUCUUGUCAAAAUUUGACAUGUUUAAAGGGUUUGUAUGAUGAUAAGAGUUAUGAUGACACUGUUGCUAGAACUAUAUACAAACUUAUUUGAAAUGUAUCUGAGCAUUCUUUGGCA
Molecule: messenger RNA, 647 nt
Organism: Durio zibethinus
Lineage: Eukaryota; Viridiplantae; Streptophyta; Magnoliopsida; Malvales; Malvaceae
Source: RefSeq, a predicted model, not a curated record